CAACGCGCCAGAAGGUCACUUCCGGUGCUGGUGUCCCACAGCUUCAGAGGCUGUAGCGACAGAAAGUGUAUGUGUGCAUGUGCACUAUAGGGAUGCCACUCGAUGUCAGAUGGCCCUUUCCACAAUGCCCCCUGCUGCCUUGGAGAAUCACCAGUUCCCUGGUCAUGGGCAUGGUGGGCUCCUACUCCUACUUCUGGACCAAGUACUUGAACUAUUUAACCGUCCACAAUCACGAAGUGCUGCUAAAUCUGGUGGACCAGAGACCUCUGGACACGCCCCUCAUCACUCUGUCCAAUCACCAGUCCUGCAUGGAUGAUCCACACAUCUGGGGUAUUCUGAAGCUGAGGCAGUUGUGGAACUACAAAAAGAUGCGCUGGACACCAGCGGCGUCCGACAUCUGCUUUACCAGUGAGCUUCACUCCAGAUUCUUCAGCAGAGGAAAGUGUGUUCCUGUCUGCAGAGGUGACGGUGUAUACCAGAAAGGUAUGGACUUUAUUCUGGACAAACUCAACAAAGGAGAGUGGGUGCACAUUUUUCCAGAAGGCAAAGUGAACAUGACUGAAGAGUUCAUUCGACUGAAAUGGGGUGUUGGUCGUCUCAUCGCAGAGUGUUCACUCCAUCCCAUAAUUCUUCCUGUCUGGCACGUAGGUCUGAGUGACGUUCUACCCAACAUAAAGCCCUACGUUCCACAGAUUGGCAAGAAAAUCACAAUUCUUGUGGGAAAACCGUUCAGUGUCAAGGACGUUGUUGAAUCUCUACGAGCUGAAAACAAGAGCCAGUUAGAAAUGAGGAAGACUCUCACCGACUUCAUCCAGGGGGAGUUUCGCAGACUGAAGCCUGAGGCGGAGGAACUUCACAGACAAAUAAACAUAACAUCCUGAUCCUGCUUCUUCUCGGUCAAUGACUGGGCUGAUCAAUGACUUUGGUCCUAAACCCAACUCUCAGACCAGCUUUACCUCAGUGGUUUUUUCCACACUUCCUGCAAAUUUUUACAGAAUAUGUUUAGUGCCAAUCAAAGAGCUCAAUGGACUUUUUCAGAUGACGUUUUUUAAAAGCAGGAUUUUUAUUAAAGCUAAUAAAUUCAGGGCCCUGCUUCCAGAACAGACUCAAAUGGAUAAACCAGAUGCAAAACUGUUGCAUGUUGUGCACGAGUCGGAGACGCUGACGUGAUCGCAAAGAUUCUAGAGUCUGAUAUCCAGACUCAAGCAGUACUGCAUGUAAAAUAUUAACAUGUUAUGUUGCCGAUUCAGCCUUCAGAUGUGAUAACAGUUUUUAAACGUCUUCAUCAUAUUCAUCUUUUACGCAAGAUCAGAGAAGAAACAUCAGCAGCACUGUCAAUGAUUCCUAGCCUUGACCUUCAUGUCAGCAGAACACUGUCAGGAAUGAAAAAAUGGAAAAUGAAUGCUCUGUGAACGGUUUAGUUACAAACAAGGAUAAUUGUUUAAACCAAA
Messenger RNA from Cynoglossus semilaevis (tongue sole), 1451 nucleotides. RefSeq names its product tafazzin, phospholipid-lysophospholipid transacylase (gene tafazzin). Bases 78 to 881 code for a protein of 267 amino acids. The transcript is spliced from 11 exons. Gene Ontology annotation, molecular function: 1-acylglycerophosphocholine O-acyltransferase activity. The record is from RefSeq and is a predicted model, not a curated record. NCBI's taxonomy places the organism in Eukaryota, Metazoa, Chordata, Actinopteri, Pleuronectiformes, Cynoglossidae. Gene Ontology annotation, biological process: cardiolipin acyl-chain remodeling; inner mitochondrial membrane organization. Gene Ontology annotation, cellular component: mitochondrial membrane.